GUAGCCUGUAGAUGGGCGCUGCCCCUGUGCAGGAGGCAGAAGGAAGGACUGAGGCAGGCAUCAUGGGGGCAAGAAAGGGCUUGUCCUGCUCCAGAUGCUGGGGUUGGAGUUCAUGGAGCAGGGAGGAGAGCAGCCUAGCUGAGACGGGAAAUUAGGUGGUGGGUGGAUUAGAAAUUAGGCAAGGUCUUGUGACUCACAGCCAUCUGGCCUCAGAAGGGCCCCCGGAGUGGGGUGAAGAGAGCUCAGGCUCCUUCUCCGUGGCUGGGGGCAGGCCUGGAGGCCACAUAGGCCUCAGGCAGGGCCGGGAAUGCGCAGGAAGGAGGGAAAGAUGCCCCCCACUUCCUGUCCAGCUGCUGCGUUAGGGCGGCCUCUCCAGGGCUCACCGUGUGUGCUGAAAUCCCCGGUCUCUGAGUGAGUGUACUCCAGGACGGAGCCAGCUAGCCAGCCGGAGGCGCCCACGGGUGUGGGCAGGCACGCUCCUGGGGGUCUCUGAGACCAAGGUUUCAACUGGCCUGCUCUGCAAAACCCAUGGCUGACGGCUCAGUGCAGUGGGAAGGGCCUGUCGCGCAGUUGGGGGCUGCCGGGGCCUGCUGUGUGUCCCUGGAAAGGCCACUGAACCCCCCCCCCCCCAGUCCUGGUUUCUUCCCCCGCCUCCGGGUUCCGCUUCCGCCAUUGGAGCACGUGACCGCCCGUCAGCGCCGUUGCCAGGGAAUAGGGCCCUGGAAGGGUCAAGUUCCACCGUCCCCGGGUCGGAGGCACUCGGAGACAGGACUGCUCUGCCAGAGGCCGGGAGAGAUGGGGAACAACAAAAGCCUCUCGGGGUCCACGUUUUGCUCACAGUUUCUUCCUGAGGAGCAGGCGGAGAUCGACAGGCUGUUUGAUGCUCUGUCAGCGGGGGCGGGCAGCGCCCAGGCCUCGCCCGGCGCCUUCUCUCUGCAGGCACUAAAGAGCCACGUGGGAGAAGCUCUUCCCCCGGAGAUGGUCACCAGACUGUUUGACGGCAUGCGGAGGGUGGACCUGACGGGGAGGGCGCGGGGGCCCAGCGACAGCGUCUCCCGGGAGCAGUUCACGGCGGCCCUGUCUCACCUGCUGAAGGGGACCUCGGAGGAGAAGAGUCUGGUGAUUCUGAAAAUGAUCACCGCCACGGAGGGCCCUGUGCGAGCCGGGCAAGUCCAGGAGUUCACAGAGGACCUGGUUGGCGCCGUGGAGCACGUGCUCGCCCACCGGCAGGAGCUGAGGGGCUGGCCCCGGCCCCGGAGGACGGCCGAGGGGCCCCUGGCCGGCGUGCGGGCGCUGGCCGCCCAGCUGCUCCUGGAGAUGAAGCCUCAAGGUGGCCAGAAGUUUCUGGAGCCCCAGUGGGCCAACGGGGAGUGCGACCGGGCUGCGAUGGAGGACUGGGUGUUCCGGGCGCCCCUCGUGGGCGCGUUUCUGAGCGAGGUGGUCCGCAGAGGCUUCCUGGUGCUGUCCUCCCCGGCGGAGCCGGCCGCGCUGCUCCCGGAGCGCCACGCGGGCCCGGGGCGGGAGUUCGAGAGCGUCCUGGACGCGCUCGCCGCCCUCUACCUCAGCGCGCAGCUGUGCGGGGAGCAGCGGCGGCGCUGGCGCCUGCUCUUCUCGUCGCGGCUGCACGGGCAGAGCUUCGCGCAGCUCUGCGGGCGCAUCACGCGCCAGGGGCCCUGCCUGGCCCUCCUCCGGGACCACGGCGGCCACGUCUUCGGCGGCUUUGCCUCCUGCUCCUGGGAGGUCAAACCCCAGUUUCAAGGGGACAACAAGUGCUUCCUGUUCUCCAUCGCGCCCCGCAUGGCCGCGUACGCGCACACGGGCUACAACGACCACUUCAUGUACCUGAACCACGGACAGCAGACCCUGCCCAACGGGCUGGGCAUGGGCGGGCAGCACGGCUACUUCGGGCUCUGGGUGGACGCCGACUUCGGGAAGGGGCACAGCAGGGCCAAGCCCGCGUGCACCACGUACGGCAGCCCGCAGCUGUCGGCCGAGGAGGACUUCCGGUUUGACACGAUGGAGGUGUGGGCGGUGGAGGAGCCCUCGGAGCAGCAGCCGGUCUCUAAGAAGAGCAUCCUGGACACGGACCCCGAGACCCGCGCCCUGCUGGAGGCCAGCGGGCGGACCCGCCACAGCGAGGGGCUCCGGGAGGUCCCCGACCGCGGGGACGCCCCUGGCAACUGAGCCCGGGCCCCUCCCCGCCCGGGCGUCCCCUGCCGCCACGCCGGCGUCCUGGCGUCGUGUCCCCUGUGGCCACCC
Molecule: messenger RNA, 2259 nt
Organism: Perognathus longimembris pacificus (Pacific pocket mouse)
Lineage: Eukaryota; Metazoa; Chordata; Mammalia; Rodentia; Heteromyidae
Gene: Meak7
Product: MTOR associated protein, eak-7 homolog
Exons: 9
Coding region: 529-2184 (551 amino acids)
Biological process (GO): TOR signaling
Source: RefSeq, a predicted model, not a curated record